Messenger RNA from Neofelis nebulosa (Clouded leopard), 2397 nucleotides. RefSeq names its product leucine rich repeat containing 36 (gene LRRC36). NCBI's taxonomy places the organism in Eukaryota, Metazoa, Chordata, Mammalia, Carnivora, Felidae. The transcript is spliced from 14 exons. The record is from RefSeq and is a predicted model, not a curated record. The coding region runs from base 27 to 2237 and encodes 736 amino acids. Gene Ontology annotation, molecular function: protein binding.
CGGAGACAGGUGAGAGGCGGGCUGGGAUGGCGGAGCAGUGGGAUCUGGACGAGGAAGGCGUCCGCCGCCUGGGGGCGCUGACCCUGGAGCAGCCCGAACUGGUGGAGUCUCUUUCAUUGCAGGGAUCUUAUGCUGGAAAAAUUCAUUCCAUUGGUGAUGCCUUCAGAAAUUUUAAAAACCUCCGAUCCUUGGAUUUAUCAAGAAAUUUGAUCACUAGCCUGAAGGGCAUCCAGUAUUUAUGUUCACUCCAAGACCUGAAUUUAUAUUAUAACAACAUUCCUUCAUUAGUGGAGGUGUCCCGCCUACAGUCUUUACCCUUCCUCAAAGAACUAGAUUUGAGACUCAAUCCUGUUGUCAGGAAAGAUACAGAUUAUAGGCUCUUUGCUGUGUACACGCUACAAACUCUGGAGAAACUGGAUGACCGAGCAGUGCGAGCAAGUGAGAGAAAAGCUGCCAAGCUGCAUUUUAGUCAGUUGGGCAACAGUGAAAAUUUUCUUUUAGAGGUGGAAAAAAGCUCUAGGGAGAAGACAAUGAAAAGCUGCAUGACAGAUGAGAGUUCUGCAUCAAAAGUCAAUGCUGAUAUUGAUAACAGAGUUGAAACUGACUCAAACAAAGGACUUUUUAUUCCCUUCCCCAACCGGGAAAUAAAGGAUUCUCUCACGAGUACUUCUGCAACCCAGGACAAUGGUAUAGCAGAUCAGAAAUUGGACACUUACUCACUGGGGACACAGGAAGUGGCAAGAAGGGAGGUCCCAAGUGACAAUCACCAAGAAGAUGAAUUCAGACGCUACUCUCCUCAUCAGUCCACAGUCCGAUCCCCAGAGAAGAUGGCUAGAGAAGGGUACCGACUAUCUUUUUUGAACAACAAGUCUUCAGGUUCUUCUCCAGAAAAGGACUUGAUACUAAAGGCUGAUACUUACCAGCUUACCCAUGAUGUCUCAGUGGGUAAACGCCUGGAUGUGGGUGAUUCUAGCCAGAUCCAUCCCCAUCAGUUACCUUCAGAUGUUGGUCUAGAAAAUUAUGAUAGUCAUUAUUCUCAAAAUCUAUCCCUGCAUGGAAGUCUUGGCAAAAGGCCUCAGAGAAGCAAGAACUAUCAAGAAUAUAGCAUAAAACCUUCAAAUGACAUGAAGGCCACCACAUCCCAUUCCUGUGGAGACUUACUGACUUCUCUGUCAAACCCUGACUUCAGCACCGGAAGGCUUUUGAAGCUUAGUUCAGAUCUGUAUGCCACAACCCAUUUCAACAGUGACCCUGCUUUGCUGGUCAAUGUAGAGCAACAAUUAUCUACCAGUCUCGGUGAUUUAACACCAGCACAUGGUUCUUUCCCAAACAACUCCACCCUGGGAGACUCUCUACGGACACUGCUAUUGCCUACUGUGACCUCAGAAAACAGAGAGAGUUUGACCAAGGGGUCAUUAAGCCCAUCAAGGAGAGGAUUCAAACGGAAGGACAAUCUCCUUGCCACCUUGAAUCCAAAGAUUGGUUUCCAAGAUGCUACUGGCAGCGAGCCUCUCUCUAGUGACCUGGGCAGUUUGCAUGGUUUGCCAGGGAACCACAGUCCCCUGAUUUCUGCCAGAACUUCCCAUGUGGCCACUGUCCUCAGACAGCUCUUGGAGCUUGUGGAUAAGCACUGGAAUGGCUCUGGUUCCCUCCUCCUUAACAAGAAGUUUCUUGGUCCUGCCCGAGAUUUACUUCUGACUUUGGUAGUCCCUGCUCCUUCCCAGCAGUGGUGUCACUCGCAUCCUGAAGACACAUCAAAAACCUUCCACAGCAGAGAGAUGGAACUGAAGGAGGCCGGGCAGGUGGUCCCUAAUGACAUGGAAAGUUUGAAGCAAAAACUGGUCAGAGUGCUAGAGGAAAACCUCAUUUUGUCAGAAAAAAUCCAGCAGUUGGAGGAAGGUGCUGCCACCUCGAUUGUGAGUGGGCACCAGCCCCACACUUAUGAUGAUCUUCUGCGCAAAAACCAACAGCUGACCAUGCAGGUGGCUUGCCUCAACCAGGAGCUUGCCCAGCUGAAAAAGCUGGAGGAGACAGUGGCCCUUCUCCAUGAAAGUCAAAGAUCCCUGGUGGUAACUAAUGAGUAUCUGCUGCAGCAGCUGAAUAAAGAGCAAAAAGGUUAUUCUGGGAAAGCACUCCUGCCUCCUGAGAAGAGUCAUCAUUUGGGGAGAUCGUCACCCUUUGGGAAAAGGACGCUGUCUUCCUCCUCACCAGUGCACAUGACACGGGUCAGUAUCUAAUACAGAGUGUUUCAGACUCUGUUCCAGAGCCUAGUUUAUGGAGCUAGCGCUAAACACCUUCUCUGUGGCUUCCCUCUCAGCCCCAGGGGGGUGUCACUAGUGUCAUUGCCACUAGUAUGGUAGUAUUUACCCACAAGAUUAAGAGAAAAUCUUAUUCUGA